This is a messenger RNA of Salvia hispanica, 2061 nucleotides long. Its product is annotated as putative disease resistance protein At1g50180. The record is from RefSeq and is a predicted model, not a curated record. Gene Ontology annotation, biological process: defense response to other organism. Gene Ontology annotation, molecular function: ADP binding. Lineage: Eukaryota; Viridiplantae; Streptophyta; Magnoliopsida; Lamiales; Lamiaceae.
AUGAACAAUGAGCCACGAACAAGGGAGGAGGUUUCGAGUCUGAGCGACUUUGAGUUGAUAGAGAGACUAUGUGAGAUGCAAAGAGAGAAGCGAUGUCUCAUUGUUCUGGAUGAUGUUUGGGAACUUUCUCAAUGGGAGGAGUUGAAGCAUCCAUUCAUUUUCCAAGAUUUGCAGAGCAAAAUAUUGGUGACAACACGGAAACAAAAUGUUGCAAAAAUUGGAUUGGCAGUGGAACAUGGGCUUUUGCAUAUGGAUGCUGCUUUGGAACUACUCAAAAAUAAAGCAUUUCAGCAUGGAGCCAUUCCAGACUUUGCAUUGGAAGAAAGAGUUGAGAAAAUUGGGAAAGAAAUGGUGCAGAAAUGUGGGUAUUUGCCAUUGGCAAUUUGUUUACUCGGUGGGGUCUUGAGACAGAAAAAAUCGAUUGAUGAGUGGGAAUUAGUAAAUGAGCAUACAAAAGCAGCCAUAUAUGGAGAUGAAGAGCAGAUUGAUGGAGUGCUAAAUUUGAGCUAUGAAAGUCUACCUUAUUAUUUGAAGCCUUGCUUUCUGUAUAUGGGUAUUUUUAACGAGGAUGAAACGUUAUCUGCUUCGUAUCUAUACAAGAGAUGGAUAGCACAAGGCAUGAUUUCAUAUGAGAAUAUUGGAGCAAAGGAGGAACACACUUUAAUGGACAUCGCUGAGCUGUACUUAGGUGAGUUGGCUUCCAGGUCCAUCGUUCAAGUUGAAAUUCAACUUGAUCAUGAUGCCGCAAAAUAUGAUACUUGCAAACUUCAUGACGUAGUAAGAGAACUAUGUUUGAAAUUAGGAAAAAAGGAGGAUUUUGGAGUGAAAAGUUUGGAGUAUCAAGGUGGGAAAUUCAGUACCUUGCUACGGGAAGCUUCCUCACUUACGAAGAUACAACAUUUGGCAAUUAAUUUCAGAAGUGAAGUCGAGCUCGAGCGUACAGUUGCUUAUGGAGAAGAUACUAGCAAACGUAUAAGGUCUCUUCAAUUAUACAAUGAUAUAAAUUUGGAUGUUAUUGAGUUCCCCCAACAAAGUAUAGUUGAUUUCCAGAAAUUCAAAUUGUUGAGAGAUCUAGUUAUCGUGGGAUUCAAAUUUGCAGGAGGAAAGUUACCGAGAGGAAUCCCUAAUCUUGUUCACCUUAGAUGUUUGCAUUUACAUAGAUGUGAACUUGAUAAGCUACCGUCAUCCAUUAGGAAUUUGGUAUACAUGGAUACGCUAGAUUUAACAGAUUCAGUUAAUGUUAAAGUUCCACAUGUUUUUAAGGAGAUGGUGCGAUUAAAACACUUGUAUUUUCCUUUCUAUGAAUUUGAAAAGGUUGGAAAUUAUCGAGUAAGAUUGGAUGAGGGAUUAGAUGAGUUGGAGACUCUACUAUACUUGGAUAGUAGAUGUCAUGAAUUUAAAUGGAUGGAAAGGAUGAAGAAUCUCCGAUGUUUUGCAGCAAGAAUACACGAUAAUGAAAGCUUGUCAGUUAUCAUGAAUGACAUUAGGAACUGGAACAAGAUAGAGUAUUGUUUUGUUACUAUUGAAGGAAGUUGUGACUUAACAAGUGAGCGAAUGCUGGAGAAGGUUUUGACGUGUCCCAAUCUUUAUAAAAUGAGUAUUGCGAUUGAGUUAGGGAAGGCGCUAGCAGAGUGCUGGAGUGAUUUAUUGAGUUCAAAACUCAAGUGUUUGGAUUUGAUUGAAUGCGAGAUUGAGGAUGAUCCAAUGGGGAUACUGGGAAAGCUUCCUUGCUUGAUAAAAUUGCGAUUAUAUCCGGAAUCAUUUGUUGGGGAGGAGAUGCAGUGUCCAGCAAACAGUUUUCCUCGCCUCAAGAUCCUAACAUUGAGAGGUUUACGAAAGUUGAGGGAGUGGAGAGUGGAGGCAGGAGCCAUGCCCCUUCUCUCUAAAUUAACUAUUGGAGAGUGUUCUUGUCUGGAGAGGAUUCCACAGGGGUUGAGUGGCAUUUCUACCCUUCAGAGACUAGUAAUUAAACAAAUGCCGGAAUUGAGAGAGAGGUUAUUGCAAUCUGGACAGGAACUCCUCAAAGUCCGCCAUGUCCCUUCAAUCAUCAUCGAGGACUAG